AUGGGCCUGGUUGAGGUUGUCCUGGAGCACGUCUCCAUCAAAUCAGUCGCCCUCGUCAUCCUCGUCGCCCUCGUCCUCCGGCUGGUGCUCGCCCGUGUUGACGAGCAUCGGCGCAUCAAGCGCCUCGGAAACUAUGGCCCGACCAUCAAGAACUAUGCCCCGUUAGGCAUCGACUUCAUGGUCAGGAGUAUCCGCGCCUACAAUCGGAAUGAGAUGCUUAAGCUUUGGUUCGACCACUACUUUGGCCCAACGGGCUCCUGGACUGUCGAGACGCGCCUCGUCAACCAGCGCCUCAUCUUCACCGCCGACCCGGAAAACAUGAAGGCUAUGCUGGCGACGCAGUUUGGCGACUACGGCAAGGGCGAGGACUUCCAUCGGGAGUGGAAGGAGUUCUUGGGCGACAGCAUCUUCACCACCGACGGCGCCCAGUGGCAGAGCAGCCGUCAGCUCAUCCGUCCCCAGUUCACCCGCGACAGAGUCAGUGACCUCGACUGCUUCGAGUCCCACGUCGAGACGCUCUUCCAGGCCAUGGCCAACGGAGGGCCCCUAGACGGCAGCCGCCAGGGCCUCGUCGACCUCUCCCAGAGCCAUGGCCGCGUCAUUGAGAUCUCGAACCUCUUCUACCGCUACACCCUCGAUGUCGCCACCGACUUUCUCCUCGGAGCCGAUGUGAAGUCGUUGAGCACCCCCAAGCAAGAGUUCGCUGAGGCCUUCGAUGAGGUGCAGCGCAUCCAAUGCAUCAUGAACCGUACCUCCAAAUUCCGCUUUCUCUUCCCCAAGUCUCGCUACCGCGCCUGCCUGCGCGUCGUCAACGACUUCGUCCACAAAUUCAUCGACCGGGCCCUGCGCCUGACCCCCGAGGAGCUCGAGGCCAAGGACAAGAACUACACAUUCCUGCACGAGCUCGCCCGCUUCUCACGCGACCCCCAGUUCAUCCGCGACCAGAUCGUCGCCGUCCUGCUUGCUGGCCGCGACACCACUGCUGGCACCCUCUCCUGGGCCAUCUACGAGCUGGCCCGCCACCCCGCUGCCGUCGCCCGCCUGCGCACCGAGAUCCUCGAGACCGUCGGCUCUGACCGGGCCCCGACGUAUGAGCACCUCAAGAACAUGCCCUACCUCAAGGCAGUCCUCAACGAGACGCUCCGCCUCUAUCCCGCCGUCCCCUUCAACCUCCGCCGUGCCCUCGUGGACACGACCCUACCCCGCGGCGGCGGGCCCGACGGCUCCGAGCCCCUGCCCGUCCUCAAGGGCACCCCCAUCGGCUACUCGCCCUUGGUCAUGCAGCGCCGCCCCGACCUCUUUCCGCCCGCCUCCGACUCGUUAGCCGACCCGGCCGUCUUCAGCCCUGAGCGCUGGGCCAACUGGCACCCCCGGCCCCACGACUACAUCCCCUUCAAUGCGGGCCCCCGUAUCUGCAUCGGUCAGCAGUUUGCCCUCACGGAAAUGAGCUAUGUCCUGUGUCGCAUGUUCCAGCGUUUCGCCCGGGUCGAGAGCCACAUGCAGCCCAUUGACGGCGGCGAGCCCGCCAUCAAAAUUGACAUUACGGUGACGCCGGCCAAAGGCGUCCGCGUUGCGUUUUAUGAGAACGAGUGA
Hirsutella rhossiliensis is the source of this 1593-nucleotide messenger RNA. RefSeq names its product cytochrome p450 domain-containing protein. Bases 1 to 1593 code for a protein of 530 amino acids. Gene Ontology annotation, molecular function: oxidoreductase activity, acting on paired donors, with incorporation or reduction of molecular oxygen; monooxygenase activity; heme binding. The record is from RefSeq and is a predicted model, not a curated record. Lineage: Eukaryota; Fungi; Ascomycota; Sordariomycetes; Hypocreales; Ophiocordycipitaceae. The transcript is spliced from 3 exons.